UAUCACUGCCAACUGUCACAACUUGUGUUUUUAAUAUUUUCGUUUGUUUUUACUUAAUAAUAACAUCCAAAACUCUUAACAAUUCGUUGAAUGGAUGAAGAAAUUGAAGCGAGUCCUACAUCGCAGAGAAAGCGAAAAAAACUGUCCAGACGUCGUGCUAUUGAAAAAAUAUCGUUAACCGGCGGAGACAAUCAGGAACAUCAGGACACAAUUGAAGACAGCGAUUUUCCGUUCUGUAGCAGAAUGUGGCAAUCUGCUUAUUUGCUGGAAGAAAAUGAUAAAGUUCAAUUUGUCCCCAAAAAUGGUCGCUCGCAUCGAACACUCGGAAAUGAAUUCAGAAUGUCGGGGCCUGCUGAUUUUUUGAGUGUUAGUCAAUUGUGUGCAGCAAGAGCAACUCAUCAGAAUGAUAUCGAAGAAAGUGAGUGGGACGUCACAGAGUCACAGUUUCGAAAAGUUGAUGACGCGAUAAAGGAGUUUCAUGAGUCAGAAAUCAAACAAAUCGAUAAUUCAGUUCGAGACAACAACAAUACUAAGGAAGUGCCGAACGUUUCAACUCGAUUGGAUGGAGUAAUUUCCGAUGUCGCCCACAAUGAACAAUCGAUAGAAAGUGCCACCGUUGGUCGCGAUUCAUUAAAACGUCCUAGUUCGGUUUUGGAAUCAAUUCUGUCUGAUUGGUCAUCACCAAGUCCGACGAAAAUUCAGAAGACACAAAGCGAAGUGGUGCAGCUUAGUCCAAAAUUUAAAUUCAACAGAAAGCGAUGCAAGAGGACGUACUGUCGUAUGCACAAUUCAGAUCACAGAGGAAAGUUAGUCAACGAUUUGAGAAAAGCUUCACCAGCUACCUCACCGGUAUACAAUGAAACCGUUGGAGCAAAUGUCCGUCCAGAACUUUGUCAGAAACCAAAUGAUCCAGCUGAUGCCAACGACGACGACGAUUUUGAUGAGAGCAUGAACAUUGUCGACAACAUUCAAAAUUUAAGCAAAUUUUUCUCUCAAUCGUGCGAAACAGCUUUGGACGGAAACAAUAUCGAUGCAACAGAAUCUACUGCAAUGAAUUUGAGAAGCGUCGAUUUGACCGUAUCUAGAACCAGUUUGGAUGAUGAAGAAGACUUUUUGGGAUUCGAUGGACCGGAUUUGACCGGUGAACCGGUUUCGAUUACGUUGCCGGAAUUCUUCGUCAAGUGCUAUAGGAAAUUUUCGGCAUUGGAGUCAAUUACUUUACCGGAAAGAUUCAAUGAAUUCGAUACGGAUUCAGAGAGCAGCUACACACCCAUACCUUCUCAUACCGACAAUACUGAACAGCUUUUAUUAAUGGAAGAUGACGACUUAUUUGCUAACUAUCAAACGCAGCAAUAUAUUUCCAAAGAAGAAGUCGACUACGAGAAGCCUACGGCAACCAUAUCAGCAAACGAGGACUGUUACCAGAGAAGACUGUUCAAUGGUAAAAUAUGCACCGAAUCCAAUUAUGUCGAGAUGCAGACUGAAGCAGCAACCAGAGGAUUCGGAAGACGGACUAACAUAUUCGACGAUAUCGACAGAGAGUUUGACAUUACAUCAAAUCCACGUAACACCGAACCUUCGACAAGCUGUUUGAGUUUUCCAAUCAGACCACAAUGCCGGGAAACAGAACACAAUCCAAACGUAAUGUUUGCAGGCUUUUCGAUCGUCUCAGGAAAUUCAGCGGUAGCUGGCUUCACAACCGCUGGAGGAGUUCGUAUACCUGUCGCUUCAGAGUUGAUAUUGAAGAAAACCAACAUUUUCGACAGUGUGAACGUUUCCGAAGAUGAAAUCAUGCAAAUGAAUAAUUAUUUCGGCGACGAACGUAAAAACGACGUUGCAGUGCUCAAUCAAGGAAAUCUCAAUCUGAGAACAAAUUCAACCUAUGGUGGCUUCGCAACUGCUCGGGGAAAACGGAUUUCGGUGUCACCUACAAUGAUAUCGAAGAAGGCGGAUACACUCCAGGAUAUUUCGGUUAAUGGCGACGAGCUCAUGAAAAUGGGUGUUUGGAAUGAAGUCAACGAUCUCAAUGGCGAAACAAAUGAUUUUUCGCUUCGGAAUUGGGAAUUCAAUCCAGGGUCAAUGUGCAAAGGUUUCACAACCGCUCGUGGUAGAAAUAUACCUGUCUCCUCAGAUAUGAUGUUGAAGAAAACCAACAUUUUCGACAGUGUCAACGUUAAUGAAGAUGACCUCAAGAAAAUGAAUAUUUGGAUUGACGACGAACAACGAAACAAUGAGUUCAGUGCAAAUUCGAAGGCACCGUUAACAGGCUUCGCAACUGCUCGGGGAAAACAAAUUCCAGUGCCGUCAACGAUGAUAUCCAAGCACAAGAACAUUCUACAGAGCAUUGCAAUUGCUGAAAACGAAUUGAAUGGUAUGGACACUUGGAUCAGCCAUCGUGAUGUAAUUGAUGCAACAAAUGAUUCCUUGGGACAAGAACGAAACGAUUUCAAUCCAAAACCGACGUUUAAGGGCUUCACAACCGCUGGAGGAAAACAUAUGUCAAUGCCAUCGGCACAGUUAUCGAAGAUAAUUUCCAUUUUCGAUGAUGUGAAUGUCACUCCUGAUGAAUUGCAAAAUAUGAACCAUUGGAUCGAUGACUGUGCACACAGUAAGAGCACCAUGGCUUCAAGUUCCACAAAUGAAUCGAGAAAAACGCCAAUUUCAAGGUCUUUAUUUUCCAAUCCGGUUCACAAUGUCGGAGACAAUCCAAAGAAGCAAUGGAAUUCAACCGAUCUCUUUCGAGAAGUGACAAACACUCCACAAAGGGAGGCGGACAAUUUGUCGAAGAAAUUUUCAGUGGAUACGUUCAUCAAACCAAGUCCUAUGCGAAAGAUGUCAAUGAUGAAUAGUUUACGCAAAUUAGAAACAUCAAAAGAAAAUGCCGUCGCUAAGCCUGUUCUGUCAAUCGAUGAUAAGGACAGUGUUCACGGAAUGUUCAAUGCAACCAGUACACCAACAUCUUGUAAGACCAACGUGUGCGUUACACCAACGAAUAAUCUAAAAACAUAUUCGCAAAUCGGCAGAGAAAGUGCGGCAGCAAUCAUGGAGGACGACGAACUGACGUUAGCUAAUCCGGACGUUCAGUUGAAGGAACAUACUCCUGGCUUCGCUUCUGGAUUUAUGGCCGAACUAACUGCCUCAUCAACACCAGUCAGCAAAAGCGAAAACUUUCGAAGCAGAUUAAAGCAACGGAGAUUGGUCGAAAAAUUUGACGACAUUGCCCGUGAAGAUGAUGUUGAGUCAAACAUCCUUCCAGAGACUAUUAAAAUUAAGGUGUCUCCACAAGUCAAGUCAUUAAGAACGACGGCAAUCAAAGAGCAACAACAAAGUAUUGCGAAAAAGACCAAUGUCAAAGCUGUGCCGAGUUCAUUGUUCAUCAGUAAGCUGACAUCAACUAAAGUCAAUUGGAAAGAAUUCGUAGAGCAUAGUCGUCCGGUAAAUAAGCCCGUAACAGGUGCCAAUAUCACCAACAACGUCCUAAAUGUAACUGUUGAUAAUGCCACGAAAUUUAGGUUCAACGCGUGGGAACAUUAUUCGGAUGAAGUUUGUCGGGAAAACAUAAACGGAAUCCAUCUUCAAGACGACAUCGUAGUCAUAAUGGAUGAAAAUUGCCAAAUCGGUCUAACCGAAAUAUCAACCGCUUUCCUAAGUUGUCCCAGUGUCGAUCCUGCGCUCAUCCAUACCAAAUGGAUCGAAAACAAUAUGAAAUGGAUUGUGGUCAAGCUAGCCGCUAUGGAACGAUCAUUCCCGCAUCGUUUUGCUGGAAAGGCUUUAACACUGGAGAAUCUAAUGCUGCAAAUGAAAUACCGUUACGAGCGUGAAAUUGACCGUGUUGAACGUUCAGCCAUUCGGAAAAUAUGCGAGAUGGAUGACGUACCGGAAAAACGGAUGAUUCUCUUUGUGGCUGGAAUAACGAAAAGUAGCAGCGAAUAUGAAGUAGAACUGUCCGAUGGCUGGUACAGUUUAUCGUCGACUUUGGACUUCGGAAUGAAAAGGCUGGUCAAUGAGGGAAAAAUUAAAAUCGGUACGAAACUAGUCAUUCAAGGUGCUAACACAAUAAACUUAAGCGAAGGAUGCCAUCCGUUAGACGUGCCUGCCAAUGUGAAAUUGAAAAUUCAUGCAAAUUCUACACGUCGUGCUCGGUGGGACUCGACGCUGGGUUACUGUGAAAAUCCGGAACCAUUCAAAAUCAGCUUACGGUCGGUGUGGGGCAAUGGCGGGAACAUAACCAAACUGCGAAUCUGUGUACUACGUGUGUAUCCGGUGGUAUACAUUGAUCCGAAGAAUUUGGCUGAUGUACACUCUGAGAAGGUCGAGCGACGUCGCAGCAUAAACGAUGAACGUGAAAAAUCGACAAUUCUCGAAAAAAUCAUCAAUGAAGUAACCAGAGACUUCGAAGAAGAGGAAAAGUGUGCUCGUUACGAGAAUCGCCCUAGGAAAAUCAUCAAACUGGCAGAACUAUCUUCCAUAACCGAUCCGGCUUAUUUAUGCGAACUAUUGGAUAACGAUAACGAUCCGGAACGCAUAGAGGGCGAGUUAACCAACACUCAAAAGACGAUGGUUCUCAAUCAUAAAGAGAAAGUCAAUUGCCUGCGAAGCGAAGAGAUCAACGCUAGGGUGAAGAAGAAACUGGCAGCGAUCGAUAAAGGUCAUAAAAAGUUUGUGCCGUUGUUGAGGUUUAAAAUAACCGACGAAAUGUUCUACGAUAAAACUGCUGUGGUAACGGUUUGGAAGCCAACAGAGGAAAUCCUUUCUCAAAUAAAAGAAGAAUCAGUUUUUGAUUUGACCGGAUCAUCGUCACGUGGUGCACAUUUGUCCGAGCUUCAGAUCUAUGCAGGGAGAAAUGCAAAUUUCCGAAAAUUGAAUGUGGUCACUCGGGUACCUAGGUCACUGUUGCGACGUCACAUCAGUAUUUCCGAAAUAGUUUCCAUUGACCAUCUCGCCUUGAACGAAUUGGAUACCACCGGCUUUGUUAUUCAUGUGGGUGAAAGUUUACACAGUCUUCAGCCCGUGUACAUUGCCGAUAGUAACCAUAACAUCAUGUGCAUCAAUUUCUGGCAGAGCAUCAAAGAUUUUGCGUAUGAAGAUGUACUGCAACCGAAACGUUUUCUGGCAAUCAAAAAUUUGCAAUGGCGAAAAUCUAGCAACAGCAAGUCGAUACCGUGCACAUACACCACCGAAUAUACGCUAUUCAUCGAAAAUCCCCAAUCAGCCGAGCUGUCCAGUGCCAUAACUACCUUAAAAGAGCAAUUCGCUAAUGUUGAUGUGAACGAGUUCAUCGAAUCUUGUAUGGAAAAAGUAAGAUCAUUCAAUUCAUCGUGCCUAUCAACACCAAUUCAUUCCAAUAAUUCGUCAUCCUUACUGCAAUCGACAUCUUCGUUACUGAAGACACCAACCGAUUUUUCACCACGACCUGGUCGUUCGUCUUUGAGUAAUCAAAGUCGAAUCGAAAUGUUAAACAAAUACGGCGAUGGAAUGGCGACACCUCCCUUGAAAAUUGAUAUUUUGAAUAAAAGUUUUAAACUGCCCGUUACAAAUCUCUAAGAAAACUUGUCAAAUUUCAAAAACACAAAUGAGAAUCUUGAAAUAAAUUUUUGUUAUUUUCUUAAGUCAUUUUAAA
This is a messenger RNA of Bradysia coprophila, 5620 nucleotides long. RefSeq lists its product as uncharacterized. Lineage: Eukaryota; Metazoa; Arthropoda; Insecta; Diptera; Sciaridae. The record is from RefSeq and is a predicted model, not a curated record. Gene Ontology annotation, biological process: regulation of DNA-templated transcription; double-strand break repair via homologous recombination. Gene Ontology annotation, cellular component: nucleus.